AUGACGUCUCGUCUCGACCGGAUCCUCGAGGGCCCGCCUCCGACCGGCGUCGAUGUCCCGCGGACGGAAGUCCCAAAGGGGAUGCCAAGCGGGUCUCGUGAAAGUCAGCGGAGGGAGCCAUCCCCGCACCGCUCCCGCGCCGACACUCCUUCAGAGCCAGCGCCAGGUCGGAAUGUCUCCCGCCCCCAACCUCCUCCCGCGUCUAAUGCGGGCCAUCGGGUCAAGUCCCUGACGGCGGGGCCACUGACUCGUGGCCGCGCUGCGGCUUCCAGCAAGGGGGGAACGGAUCGCAGGAGCGCCAGCCCAGGCGCUGGCCAGGCGGGAGAUGCCGAGCCGAGGCCGGCGCCUGCUCGAGAGGUGCCUAGAGCCUUGACGCGGGGCGGCUCGAGGCCCGCCGGUCGAGGUACCGGCAGGCGGGUCGUUCUCCCUGUGGGGUUGAAGCGGACACUCGAACAAGCCCAGCCCUCGAUGGCCAAGAGGCUUAAGGUGGGAGCAACCUCCAAGGACUCAGGCUCCUCCAACCCCCGGCCGCCGACUGGUGUCGAGGGUGCUCUGCCCCGUCCAUUGGUGGGGGAGUCUGCUCCACCGUCGCCGAAACGGAUCGAGGCGCCUCGUCCUCACGAACAGGAGGGAGCCCCCGAGCGUCCCCACUCUGGGGUCGAGGAGGAUCCUAUCACAAUAAGUGACGGGUCUGGCGGCGACGGUCCUUCCAAGGACGCCCGCCCCAUGGACGAGGAGGUCGAGGCCUCUCCCACCACAAAGCAAACGCCUUGGCCCAUCGGGCUCCAUUCUGUCGAGGAGCGGAGGAAGAAAGAGGAGGAGGAGCGUGUGCGGGAAACGCGGCAACGGCCGCCGGAGGGGCAGCAGCAGCCGCAGCAGGAGGAAAAAGAGGAAGGGCGGCAGCGAGAAGGUCCCCAACUCGAGGAGCUGCUGGAGCAGGACCGGCAGCAGGAACUGCGAGAGCUCUAG
Messenger RNA from Sorghum bicolor (sorghum), 969 nucleotides. Its product is annotated as translation initiation factor IF-2-like. The record is from RefSeq and is a predicted model, not a curated record. Lineage: Eukaryota; Viridiplantae; Streptophyta; Magnoliopsida; Poales; Poaceae. The transcript has 3 exons. The coding region runs from base 1 to 969 and encodes 322 amino acids.